CAGGUGAACAAAGUAAUGUCUGUCCUGUUUUACGGCAUGCUUCUCACCUGUCUCGGUGGCAUCCAGGCUACUGCCAUGGACAAGGAAAGUUUCUCCGAGGACUCCGUGAGCUCCCUCAUCAUCAAGAUCCUCCAGGCGGACAUCCUGAAAGGCAGACUCUCCAAACAGAGCGAGGGGCUGAAGGACAAGGACCAGGACACCCGGGCAAAGAGUGACGCUCAGAGGAAUGCAGACCCUUUGGGAAAUACAAUAUCUGACUUCCAGCCGCUGGGCUCGGUCAGCGCUGAGCUGCUAAGACAGAAGAAACGCUACCACUCGCCCCGAGUGCUGCUCAGCGACCGCCCGCCCUUACAGCCCCCUCCACUCUAUUUAAUCGAGGAUUUCACCGGCGCCGCGGAGCUGGCCAACAGAACAGCCAGGAGAAAACGGUACGCCGACCACAGGGGCCACCGCGGCGAGUACUCGGUGUGUGAUAGCGAGAGCCGCUGGGUGACGGACAAAACGGCGGCGAUUGACAUUCGGGGCAGGCAGGUGACCGUGCUGGGGGAGAUUAAAACCGGCAACACUGCCAUCAAACAAUAUUUUUACGAGACGCGCUGCAAAGAAGCCAAACCGGGCAAGAACGGCUGCAGGGGCAUCGACGAGAAGCACUGGAAUUCCCAGUGCAAGACCAGUCAGACCUACGUCAGGGCACUGAGCAAAGAGAACAAUAAGUACGUGGGGUGGAGGUGGAUCAGAAUAGACACCUCCUGUCUCUGUGCAUUGUCCAGAAAACUGGCAAAUCGUGAAUCCUCCUCCCCCCACCCACCCUUUCCUCUUACUGUGUAAAUAUAUAAAUUAUUACUUUAAAUUAUAUGACUCUGCAUGCAGCAUAUGAAUGUUUAUAUAGUAUAGUUUCACAAUUUUUAUUUAUUAAACAAAACGUCAACACAUCCGACGCAGAAAGCUUCUCCAACUGGCCAAAUCAAGAUUUCUAAGUUGUGCCUUGCUUUUGGUAUCUGGCCCGAGCCUUGACCUGCCUCUAUCACUCCCUCCCUCCCAUUGUUUUUUUUUUGUUUUAUUGAAGUCCGUAUCGAUGAUCUGGAAAGGUCGGUGAUUAGAGGUAACUCCCAGCCACUGGACGGCCGCCGUUCAGUCAUGAAAGUGCAGGUACGCCAUGUAAAAACGCGGGCAUCUUGAGUGGCGUUUGCAACGAGACUGGGAGCAGGAAGCUGAGAUCAGAGAGAACGCUGGCGUGGCCAUCUGUGCGCAUCAAGCUGUUCCAUAUGCUUCACCCAGUCCCGGAGAGUUGUUCUGUCGGAGUAGUGCACCACCGUUGUAAUACUGGCAAAAAAGACUGCAGUGAUUUUGUUUCCCCUCCCUCUCUCUCUAUCCCCCCCAACCAAUUACCCCGCACCCCCCCCCCCCCCCCGAUUCCAACGUUUUCCUUCAUCAAUGUACCAUUGUUGUUUUAAGCCAAUUGGACCCUCCUUGCAACAAAUUCUCUUCCACUCUAAAUCCCGUGAAUCCAGGCCCUCAUUCGGAGAGAACUGGACUCCUUGUCAAUCUCCCGUCUCUUUCACUUGACACCGAGUUGCAGGUUAGCUCAGCCCUGUGAUUCCACUCUCCAGGAAAAUCAGCCUGUUGAGUGGAAACUGCUGUGUGGUGCUAUGUAUUUGAAUGCUUUAUGUUUUGUAUUUUGCAACAAGCUGCUCUCUAUGUGUGAGGAUUGUGGAAGAAAUGGAAGAUAAUCCCCGUAUGCCACAAUGCCAACCCGCAGAGACAAAAGGCUGAAUCUUUUCAGUGUUAUCGUUGGAAUAACAAAUGGGUUCCAAACUUGAAAUUCUGCCAGUCAACCCGUGUAACAUUAUCAUUGGUAUAGAAAAUUCCACUACAGCUGGAAGUUAUUUGUGGGAAAUGUUAUUAUGUUCAAAUUUCGCAAGUAGAAAAGUAAUUAUAAUAUAAGGUGAGGCAUAUGUAAUCCCUUCCCCCUUCAUGAAAUGGUGUUUGAAUAGAGUUAGAUAAUGAAAGCACUUGACUUUGACCAAAGGAGAACUGGGUCAAACUCAGCCACAAAUUCGGUGAAAACCCAGCAAUGAAAAAAAAUGAGUCUUGUCUUCCCAUAAAGGAGUAUCUCUCACUUUCCCAGCUCUGUUGGGUGUAACACAAAGAGCACAUCCAUAAGUCAUGUUAGUGUAGCUGAACAGGUUUCUUCUUUAGCUCACGUGGAAGCUUAUUCUCAAAGCAACAUGGAGAAGUCUAUGUAUGCUGUAUCACAAUUCACCAAAGUACUCAGUCUCUGGAUUUAAUACAAAUCUCUAAUCCAAAGAAACAUAGUUAUAAUCAUAUGCACGGUAGCGUACCGGUUAGCGCGACGCUAUUACAGCGCCAGCGAUCGGGGUUCGAUUCCCGUCGCUGUCUGUAAGGAGUUUGUACGUUCUCCCUGUGUCUGCGUGGGUUUCAUCCUGGUGCUCCGGUUUCCUCCCACAUUGCAAAGACGUACGGGUAGGUUAAUUUGGGUUUAAAAAGGACGGCGCGGACUCGUUGGGCCGGAAGGGCAUGUUACCACGCUGUAAAUAUUUUUUUUAAAAAAAUAAAAUUUUAAAAAAUUUUAAAAAUUUAAAACAACAUGAACCGUGAUGUGUACAGAGCUUCUUUGAUGGAUUUCUCAGGAUGGUGUUUGAUUAUUCCCGCUAGAUAGCUUCCACAUUUGCUCUUUAUUGAAUUAGCUGCUCUCAGUCAUGAUGGGGAAGGUGGGUGAGGUACCAUAGAAUGGACAGCAACUGAGGGAUGGUACCAAAACUAAAAACAAAUCAAAUCAUAGAGAUGACAAGUUUGAAAUCAUAUUUGUAGUCAAGCAUUUUAUAUAUUAAAUCUUCUAAAUCAGGAAUGAAAGGUUAUCAUUCUUGUUUCCUUCCUGUUUUCCCCCUAAUUACCACUAAGAUGCACAUGCUGGUAGGGAUUAGUUCUGAGUCUACGAAACCCAAACAAAAUCCUCAGUCUUCACUCAGCCAUUGGGUUCUCAUCUCCCUGCAAGAAACCCUUUCCAGACACUUAACACAUAAACUGGGCUGACAUUUGGUGUACAAAGAAGGGUGUUGCCUUUCACAUGAGGUAUUAAAGCCUAUAUUAGGAAGAUAGAAAAUAUUUAACAGAAGAAUAGAGGAGUUCUGCCAAUUUUCUUAACAAUAAGCAAUAUCAGUGGAAAAUAUAUUACUGGUCCUUCACCCUGUCUGUGGAACCUUGCCUUUGGUAAACUGGAUGCUGCAUUUCUCUACAAAGACCACAUUCUGGAAUCACCAUUGGAUGUAAUGUGGAUUGAGAUAUCUUGAACUGGUAAAGGGGUUAUGGGUGGCUUCUGGAACAUCUACCCUUAUAAAGGGGAAUAGAUAUUGCUAAUUGCAGUCUUCCAAUUUCUAACCACAAUGUUCAACAUUUGAAAAGACUUAAUCAUUCCUGAAAAAAUAAUUAAAAUAUUAUAUUUAUAACUAGAAAGGUAAUAAAUGAUUCUGUGAUACUUCAAGCUAGAAUGUUCUAAUUAGAGAACCCAACCUAGAUUGAACCCAAAACAUUACAAACUACAUCAAAGGAAUACUUCUAUCUUUUGCUCCCAGUAGAUUUUUCUAAAGGAGGACCAUCAUCUGCUUGUGCAGAUUUUAUGAUUACCAAAAUGUGUUAUUUGCCACUUUACAGUGUAGCAGCCAUUGACAUUUACAGUAAUGCCAACGUGUGAGUAAUUCUUAAUUUCUUCCAUCUGAUAGUAUCCCUGGUGAAAUGUAAUCAUUUUAAAGGAACAUUAAUCCCACCUGUCCCAUGUCCCUGAAAAUAAGAUGGCAGAAACAAAGUUACUCAGCCCAUUAACUUUAUUUUGCUGUAUUGCUCCACAUGUAAGAUUACAUGAUCAUUUAAGUCCCUCUUAUGUUUUUCUAAUAAGUCCAUAGCAGCACAGAAACAGACCCUUUGGCCCACUGAGUCCAUCAAGCACCCAUUUAUACUAAUUCUACACUAAUCAUGUUUUACUGUCCCCACAUUCCCAUCAACUCCCUCCCCAAUUCUAGCACCCACCUACACAACUAGGGGUAAUUUACAGCAGUUAAUUAGUCUACAAACCCAUACAUCCUUGGAAUGUGGGAGGAAACCAGAGCACUCAGAGGAAUCACCGAACAACAUGCAAAUUCCUUACUGAUAACACUGGAGUUCAGAAUCGAACCUGGGCCAUCAGAGCAGUGAGGUAAUUGUUCUGCCUGCUGUACUACUCUGCUGCCCUCUGCCAUUCCAUUUCCUGUUAAACUAGGAGCUUCCUGUUUCUUCUUUGAAUCCAUAAGACGGUUGUUGUAAAUUUCACUCUCCUUAAGCAUUGAAUUAAAUAAUUCUUUAAACAGAAGAAUGAGUAAAAACAUCUGUUAAAUGGGAAGUUCGUAAUAAAAUCUCUACUCAUGGUAGAACCCAACAGUAUUGAUCAUUUACGGCACUAUGAUAUGGUUCAAUAAAAUCAUCUUCUUGAUAUAUUAAGGUGCUUUACUGUAGACUUAGUAAAAAUAACAUUUCUUAGAGGCAGGUAUAGGCAUCACAGACUGACAAGAUGGUGAAGCAGUACAAUUUAGCAUCAAGGUGUAGUAAGUUAUGCAUUGAUGUUUAAGUAAUGUAGGUUCACCUUCUAAUCCCCACACUGACUGGCUUCUGCUUUCAUGUCAUUAAUUCUGAAGAGCCACUGAGCAGAAACAAAGCCUUCAACAGACCAAGCCCCUUAAAUCACUUCAAAGCUUUGUUUGCUGAUGAGGAAUCAUAUUAACCACAAUCUUUUUGGAAGAACAAGGAAUAACAGUCUGAAAAUAAAACAUUCACUAUUCCACAGAAAGGACUGGUUGUGGAGACAGUUCAGAGCCAACCAAUUCACAUGCCAUUUCGAUUUUUUUUAUUUUGGUGUUGCUAAUAAUCAAAAACAAGUGGGCCACUAGAGAGCAGUAUUUCCUUAGCUUUAAGCAAUGGAUAAUUUGAUAAAUUACUUAAUACCUUGAGGCACUAUUCUAUUUCUAUUACCUUCAAUGGUAAACCAACCAGCCAUCCAAAAGCAACUUUCAUUUUUGAAUAGAUGAUCAAGAUUUUUCAGAUUUUAUACCAAAGUAACUGGAACCAAUUUUCCAAAGCAUACUUUAAGUGAGGUCUAUCACCAUUGAAAUCUAGUGUGGCAAGAAUGAGAUCAGGAGAAGGGCCAUUAAAUAUCCAUGUAAUUUGAACAUUUUCUGAAGUAUUUGCUCACUAUGAACAUAGUUCCUUUUGUCAGUUAAAUUUAAACAACAGUAUGUGAAACUAUAACAAAUGUGAAACUACAUAAGUUUCAGAUGACAUGGUGAACAACAAGGGAAGCUGAGGACCUUAAGAAUGGAAUCUAAACUUUGUAAGAUUGAGUUAUCUUCAAACUCACUUUGGGAUACUGUUGUGUUUAACAAUAUAAUCCUCUACAUUUCGUUUCUCAUUAGAGAGCUUUUGAAAUUUGAAUUUAUUUGUCAUGGUGUACCAUUUACCUUUUUAUUAAUAAGUAUUUCAAGUUCAAUCACCAGUUUUUUCCAUAUGGAUUCAUAGUAUGCAUUAAAGACAUUGAAUUUUCACCAGAAGGCUUGGCCAAGAUUAUAAAUGAAUCUGAUAACCGAAAGAUAGUAUUUUACCAACACACUCUUUUUGUAGAUUAUAAUACUGUUAAUAAACCAUGCAGCCAUAAACAUUCAACAAAUGUACAACAUGGAAGAAACAUAUGGUUCAUACACUUGGAACAAAAUGAUUAUAAACUUUACCUCAAAACUGCAGGCAAUAUGUUGCAACGUCAAUCAUUUAAGAUCUCAAUUGAAUAUUAAUUUCAGUCUUGUAGAAGUCACUAUUGUGGAGACACAGUCAACAUCAGCAAACAAUCUUAUUACACACCUACACACUACAUUUAAGAUAAAAUGUUUGGAACCCUAAUCCAUUUUGAUUAAGCCCAUUUGUGUUGCAUUGUUGGCCUAAUAACUAUUGUAGAACUAACACAGGAUUAUUAAAGCAGUGAGUGCAUGUUUAUAAGUGAAUCUUAAUGGCCAUUUUGUAUAGUGUUUUUAUUGGAAGUAUUCAAAUGUUAGAAUGGAGCAUGUUUAAACUGGCUCCUUGCUGCCACUGGUGCAUAAUACCCAUGUUUUGAAGGAUCUGUGCAUUGUCUCCAAAUGUACGCAUUCAAUAAUGUACAGAAGACAAAACACUCUUUUGACAGAAAAUUCUCUUAACUUACUUCCUCUUUUUUCCAUAAAAACGUUAAUGAUUUAUAACCCUCUUGAUAAGUGAAUUAGUUAAAGGAUGUUACCUGCUGUGUGGAAAGAUUUAAUCUCUGGUAACCCAUCUGAAAAGACAGCCAAGUUGCUUAACUGCAAAACAAUUAAAAAAAAGGUAUGUAAAUAGCUUUUAUUCAAAUUGUAAUUUAUUUUUUCAGUGUCUGAGAAACUGAAAUUCUUUAUUUUAGUACAGAAGUUGUAAGUUCUCUAUUUUGUAUGUAUUGCCUGCUUGCAGUUGUUUUCCUGGUUUGUAAAAUGUAAUAAAAUAUCACUUGGAAUGUGAGCCCAAAAGAAGCUUGCCAUUGAUCAUGAAACAUUAUGAAGCUUGAGGCCUAGACAUGAAUGUCUGUCUGCUUUAAAAAAAGCAAGUGAAUUAAUGGCACCUCUUGUUUAUAUUCAAUGUUCUUCUGUUUAAGAAACUAAGACUUGGUUGUGAUGUUUAUGGAAAAUAAUGCACCUUUAGCCCCAUUGCUGUACAAAAAAAAUCACAUGUCAGUACCUCCUGUAAUUUCAAAAAAAUUAUUACUAACAGCCUAGUAUUGAUCAAAUGUCUACUC
Messenger RNA from Pristis pectinata (smalltooth sawfish), 6832 nucleotides. RefSeq names its product neurotrophin-3-like. Gene Ontology annotation, biological process: nerve growth factor signaling pathway; regulation of neuron differentiation; negative regulation of neuron apoptotic process. The record is from RefSeq and is a predicted model, not a curated record. Gene Ontology annotation, molecular function: growth factor activity; nerve growth factor receptor binding. Lineage: Eukaryota; Metazoa; Chordata; Chondrichthyes; Rhinopristiformes; Pristidae.